Messenger RNA from Pyricularia grisea, 1375 nucleotides. RefSeq lists its product as uncharacterized. The record is from RefSeq and is a predicted model, not a curated record. Bases 197 to 1255 code for a protein of 352 amino acids. The transcript is spliced from 3 exons. NCBI's taxonomy places the organism in Eukaryota, Fungi, Ascomycota, Sordariomycetes, Magnaporthales, Pyriculariaceae.
CCUUCAAUCCUCCGGCAGGCUGUAGUUCCUUUCCUUAAGGUCCUUUUAGUAACUUUCGCUUCGACUUCACCUGUGCAGGCACAACUUUUUAGGGAAAAACAACCAAAAAAAAACAACAUCAAUACCCUUCUCAUCGUCGAAUCCUCUCUUAUAUUUCAUUUCAGUGCUUCCAUUUUUGGCCUGUUCUCCAGUCAAAAUGCCUUCCAUCACACGAACUCUGGCCUUCUCGGCCCUUCUGGCUUUUGCCAACGCUCAGGGUGCUGUCCAGAAGGCUGUUGGUGAAAAGGGCACGAGUGCACCUCUCCAGCUCGACGUCAACAACCCUGCCGACGCCAACUUCAUCUCGGACGCCGAGAUCAGGGAGAACAUGGUCAACGCUUGCGGAAGGACUGCUGCUGGUAACAUUGAUAUCGGCGAGACCUCUGAGAUCAACCUGUCCAAGAAUGCCGUCACCACCGUCAAGAAGGGCAGCAACCUUGUCCUCACCAUCAAGCAGGGCGGUUCUCAAGGUGCUGGUCCUUACGACUGCGACCUGGAUCUCACCAACAACUCCAACGGUUUGACUGGCCAGACCAAGCUCACGACCAAGGAGACCAAGAACGGCGACAACAUCGAGGUCACCGCCACGAUGCCCAACAACAUGACUUGCAUUGGUGGCUCCACUGGUGAUCUUUGCAUGGUUCGUUGCCGUAACAAGCAGAACUUUGGUGGUUGCGUCGCCAUCCAGCAGACCGACAUCACCGCCCACGUCAACACGGUCGACAACAUCAAGACCGCCGCCACCGCCAAGAGCGCCAGCGACCAGGUCAAGGCCGACCAGCGCGACUUCGAAACCACCUCCGAGGCCAUCGCCACCGCUUCCCUGGCCGACCAGGGCGCGGCCGUCGCCAAGGCGCUGGUUGAGCACAACACGGCCAACGGCGUCCUCAAGGACCAGAACACCACCCGCGUCGCCGCCCCCGCCGCCUCCACCAGCGGCGCCGCCAAGAAGAACACCGGCGGCAAGAAGAAGGGCACCGCCAACGCCAAGGGAGGCAAGAAGAACAACAACGCCGCCAACGCCAAGGGUGCAAAGGCUAACGGUAACGGCGGAGACAACAACGGAAAGAACAACAACAAGAAGCGCGAGCUGUUCAAGGAGCUCAUCAAGGAGAUCAACAAGAGGUUAGAGGCCGAGGCCGACGAGCAGACCCAGCCGGCCGAGACCACUACGCAGGCAGCUACCGAAGAGGGCUAUUUUGAUGAUGAAGAGUAGAAGGUUUUUUUUUAAUCUUUUCCCGUUACUCUCAUUAAGCAAAACCUCCUUUUUUUUUAUUUUUAAACAGUAUCAUGUCAAGUAGCAGAUAAUGAAUGGUUCGGGGUUUUUCCUCCAACG